CAAGAAACACCGCCAAGAACCCGAAACAAAAUUAAAAAGAGAACGGACACAAAUAGAACAUUACACGUAUAAUAGGCACGUAGACAAUAUAUUACGUAACUUACGCACUUAAGAAUAGAAAAUAAUUCAAAGGCUCGAGUUGAUUCAUAUCCUUGACCACAUAUAGAGGAUCGCCAACUCUCUAUAAGGCCCGGAGUCAAAGAUUCAAAGGCCUUUUGGUUACUUUGAACCCCCACUCACCUCAAGCGCUCAAACAACGAUUCCAAAAGAUGAAAAAGUUUAUAAAAGAGCAAAUCUUUCUUUCAUUCUAACUCCCAUGCACAAAGUAUUCAUGAAGAACAUUUGAUACACUUUAAUAAACUUUAACGUCUAAUGAUGAAAAUAUUUUGCAGGUCUCCUUGAACUACUCAAUCAUAAGAAUUGUAAUCUAUUCACAUAAAAGAACAUUACAUAUUUUCAUUAAAUCAAGAGUUGUUUAUUGCGCUUAAACAAUCCCAAUUUUUAUGAAAAUAACAAACAAAAACACCAAAACAUAAACAAUCACUCUAUNCAUUUUGGAAUUUUCGAAAUUAACACAACAAGCAAAAAAAAUGUAAACUUCAAUUGAAACAACAUUUUUACAAUGAAAUGGAGAAGAAAAAGAAAUUGACAAAUAAGGGUUACCAAUUGUUGAAGAAGAUGAAUUAAUUGAAGAAAUUGGAGCUUGAACGGAGUUGGAGAUCGCCGCCCAUAUCUGGCCGGAGCUGCAGCCACCGCCGGCCACCGCCUCGCCGGUCGCCUCCAUAGCAGCGGCCAAGCCGCUGCUUUAUUCCCGUUGAUGUUCCCCUCUCGUUGUUCCCCCCUCCAUCUGAUGAUUCUGUGCUCAAUUUAUAGGCAAAGCUUUUCUUCCCGUUGGCAAUUGAUUGUGACGAAAUUGAUGGAGCCGAACGUUGGAGUGUUGAAUGCUUCGCCGGUUUAUGCUAGUUCCGUUGACGACGACGAAGGAGUCGUAGACUCCUUUUCUUUCUUUUCCUGGUGCCUGAGAUUGGAAAUGGAGUGGUUGGGCUAAUUUCAUUAAAGUUGGGUUUGGGCUCCGGCCCAAAAUCAAUCUAUUCUUUUCAAACUUGAACUGCACUUUGGCCUUUUUGCUAUACUUUUCUCCAAAAAUAAGAUAUCUGAUAACCUGGGUUAGGAAAAAUAAAAUAAAAAUAAUAGAAUGUAAAAAAGUGAUUAAAAAACUACUAUUUAUGAAAGAAAAAUAAAAGAUUGUAAAAAUAGAAAUUAAAAUAAAACUAAGCUAAACAGCUAAAAAUUAAACACUAAAAAUAUUAAAAAUGCCUAAAAUUAAAUAAAAAGUACUAACCCAAAAUCGACUUAUCAAAUACCCCCACACUUAAGACUUGAACGUCCUCGUUCAAAGGACCAAAAAGAAUAUAUUAUUUCUUUUUAUCAUCAUCAAGAAAAACAAAAAUGCACCUUAUACCCCCACACUUAAAACUUUAUGCCCAUAGUAUUUUGAAAACAAAGUGAGCUACAAAUCCUAUAAAGAUGGAGAUCUAAAAUAUGGAUUAUUCAGGUUCUAAAAAAAAUGCUCUAAAGUUGCCACAAAAAAGUUUCUUAAGGGAAUCCUAUGCUUCAAACGGCUCAAUGGCAACGGUAGCAAAAUUCAACAAAAUUAAGCCUAAAAAUGAACAAUUUUCUAAAAACAAAAUAUUCCUAAAACCGGUUCUUUUUUUCACAGUUUAAUAUCAAGCAAAGUGAUUAAAACAACAUCUAGAUAAUAUGUGGAUGACCAAUUCUAGAAAAAAACAAAAAUCUAAAGGAAACCUAGAAGGAUUUCAAACUUUUUGAAGGUCAUUUUACCAAGGAAAAGAGCAUAAGACUCAAUGCGGGUUUAUAAAGCAUGCAUUUGUUAUCUUUCAGAAUAAAGCCCUAAGGAAAACAAUGAAGUUUUUGGGUCAUUGUUUAAAAACAAUGCUCUAAAUAAGGAGAUAUGCAAUUAAGAAUGACAAAAAUAUUUGGACCCAAAACUUAUUUUUUUGAAAAAAAAAAAUUGCCCAAAAAUAUACUCCCCCAAACAACGGAAUAAACAUGAGAACCUCUCCCCACACUUAAACUAUGCAUAGUCCUCGAUGCAUCUAAAUGAUAUGCAAAUGAGAAAACAACAAUAUAACCAAGAGAAUAAGCUAAGAGAGAAGAGGACGGGGAGUAACGCAACAACCAAAAGAAUGGAAUGGGAAUGAUAAUUUAAAAAAGUAUACGCGGCAUCAUUUCAUUAUUUUUCCCUCCUUUAAGUUCUCGAUGGACCUAAAAUCUGCAAAGACAAGGCUAAAACCAAGUUUUUUUAGCAUUGAAGAACAAAAAAUCAGAUUUCAAAUAAUGCAGAUUUUUUCUAAUUUAGCACAUAUAAGCUGUGAAAAGUGUAGAAUUUUCAUUCUGCACUCAAAAAAACAAGCUUACAAGGUGCAUAUUUUCAGUUUAUAGCCCAAAAAUCAAAUUGAGAAGUGCAGAAUUUUUCCAUUGGUACUCAAAAAUCAGCCUUAAAAGUGCAGAAUUUUUCAAUUUUCAUCUCAUAAAUGAUCAAAUAUAAACACAGAAGGCUUAAGAAAAUUGAAAUUUAAUGGCAUACCAACACCCGAGCACUUCGAGCCCCUGUUUUAAAACAAUUUUUUUUUUGCACCAUAAUGUGCAGAUUUUUACUCCAAACACCAUGCUUCCACCUAAAACUUAACAAAUCUUGCAAAAAUCUCUCAAAGUAGAUGGUUAGAAGCACAGGUAAAGUAAAAAUAAACAAUUAAGCUCAACAAGAUCACUUUUUUUUUAUUUUAUACAUUAAAAAAAACUAAAUGAAAGAGAGAAAAAAAAUAUUCCUAUAAUUACAAUAAGUACAACUAGAUCGAUUUGGAAAAACAAUUACAAGAAAAGUAAGUUAGUUAUUAAAAGAAAGAGAAUAAA
Messenger RNA from Cuscuta campestris, 2934 nucleotides. The record is from the annotation of a GenBank genome assembly. Lineage: Eukaryota; Viridiplantae; Streptophyta; Magnoliopsida; Solanales; Convolvulaceae.